Molecule: messenger RNA, 729 nt
Organism: Melopsittacus undulatus (budgerigar)
Lineage: Eukaryota; Metazoa; Chordata; Aves; Psittaciformes; Psittaculidae
Product: granzyme-like protein 1
Exons: 5
Coding region: 4-729 (241 amino acids)
Biological process (GO): proteolysis
Molecular function (GO): serine-type endopeptidase activity
Source: RefSeq, a predicted model, not a curated record
ACCAUGAAGGUCCUGCAGCACCUCCUGCUCCCCAUCCUGCUGCUGAUGAGCCCAGCGCCCAGAGCCAGUUCUGCCUGGAACUGGAAUGACAGAGGCCACACGCCCAGGAGCCAGCCCGUGCCCUACAUGGCCUAUGUGCAAGGAAGGAACCAGCAGUCCUGUGGGGGCUUCCUGGUGGCCCCAAGCUGGGUGAUGACAGCGGCUCAGUGCUUGGACUACAAGCCUCUGACUGUCAUCCUGGGAGCCCACACAGUGCAGACCAGAUGGGGAAGCCAGCAGAGGUUCGAGGUGCAGCAGUACCAUCGCCACCCAGACUUCACCAACCGCAGGAGGGGAAACGACAUCCUCUUGCUGAAGCUGAAGGGCAAUGCCACCAUCAACCAGCACGUCAGGACCAUCUCCUUCAACGUUGACCAGGUGCCCCCGGGCACCACGUGCAUUGUCAAGGGCUGGAGCCACACCAGCCCCAGGGCCACCCUGUGCGAAGUCUGGGUCACCAUCCUCAAGCCAAGGCAAUGCUUGAACUGGAACCCUUGGCUGGCCCAGAACCUCAUCUGUGCCCGCAAUGAAUCCUUCACCUGGCCCAAGGAGGGUGAUGCUGGGGACCCGUUGGUCUGCAACAACAAAGCCUACGGCAUCUUCUCCUACCGGCACAAAAACUGGCCUGGGUUCUACACACACAUUGCUCCUUUCCUGACCUGGAUCAACAGCGUCAUGAAGUCAGCCUGA